Messenger RNA from Suillus clintonianus, 1731 nucleotides. RefSeq lists its product as uncharacterized. The record is from RefSeq and is a predicted model, not a curated record. The coding region runs from base 69 to 1424 and encodes 451 amino acids. The transcript is spliced from 8 exons. NCBI's taxonomy places the organism in Eukaryota, Fungi, Basidiomycota, Agaricomycetes, Boletales, Suillaceae.
UAUCGUUCAACCGCAACUUAGGGGAGACUAAGUUAGUCCAACUCGAAUUCGAGUGGCACUAGCACUGAAUGGCAAAGAGUAAAUCAGGACCCCCAUACACAGGUCGCACUGCAGAAUAUGUCGUUGUCACCACCCCGUGGGGGAUGAAUCGCGUCCCCAGGAAUCGCGUCUCGCAGGACUUUAAUAGGCUGGCAGCGUGGGUCCAGCAUAUCCUCGAGGAUAAAGAUGUACAUGCGAAAGUUCAAUUUAUAUUCGGUAUGGGGACGAGGGAUGAAGUCAUUCUCCAACUCCCAUACGGGACAGAUAUUCAGCCGCUUCUUGGGGAGCAUAAGUUAGCGAUUAUUUCAGAGAGGUGGGAAGGGAACCCAAACGAUGAUAGAGCGUCCUGUUUCUUUGAAUAUAAUUUUCGCAACAACGGUGACCCCAGUAAUCACAACUGGGCAGAAGAAUGUCCUGAUGUUACUCCAGAGUUAAUUCCUCCCGUAAAGUCCCCGUACCCGGAACCAGGCUGGGCUGAGCCCCCUCGUUCUAUCCGCAGUCUCGUCCUUCCAAUACCACUUAGACCACUGCUACCUAUCCCCGAAGCUGCCAGUGAGCCAAUACCAAUCCCUGUCCCUGUACCUCAAGAAGCAACACAUCUACCUCCCGUUCCUCCGCCUGCAGCGCCUUCGAAUAUCACUCCUACAUUCAAACCUUACGAGCCCCCUACGCAACACCCCGCUCACGGAACGUUCAUUAACCAGAUAAAUCAGCCUAGGAACACAUCUGCGAACCGGCAAAGCCACCAGUUCUUUCCAGCCGAAGGUGAACGUAUUCCAGCUUUGAAAUACGUCAAAAAGUUAGAUCCCUACCAGGAAGAUGAAGAAGCUCAUUCGCUCUUGCAAACACCUCCACGAGAUUCUCAGAGUGGCUCCCAGCCCACCAAAGACGAACACGUCAAAAGGGAGUCGUCUGACAUAGGCUUUGAACGCAAAUACAAGCCAUCUUCGGAACUAACGGACUCCAUUGCCAGUUUGAUACAUGAGCAGAACGAGGAACAGAAAGUUCCAGUCUGUGGGGGAUCGAGCAUAACUAACGGACCGCUGCCAGGGCCUUCAACUUCCUACCAGCCAUCUGCAGAGCUCAUGGACGCAAUUGAUAGUCUAAUCCAGGAGCAGAAUCUUGACAAGAAGCCUUGCACAGAGAACAGCCCUCAACGCCUACAAGACUCUCGGCAGAAGCCUCAAUAUCAGCCAUCCGCCGAGUUGACGAAUGUGAUUAACAAUUCACUUCAGCAGAGUACAGCCAGCGAAGACGAGCAGAAGCCGGUUCCGAACCCACCAUGUGCGCAUUCUCCGCUCAUCCUCAAUCAUGUUGUUAAACCCAAGUCCAGCGCAAAACAAGAGGAAAAAUAUAGAUGGAAGACGUUCAGGUAUGUGUUAUAGCUUCUAAGUACCAAAAACCAGAAUGAAGACGCAUGCACAGUGACGAAAAAGUUCAAGUUGGAAGAGGCAUAGAAUCUCUCAUCGUACUUUCGGAUGAGACUACCAUUUACCCACCCAUGCUGUUAACCACUGUCUCCAGCGCAACUUUUGGCUUCAGUAAGAGCUUGCUAUCCCACUGUUUGUCUCCUGAUGUGGCCAGCCUGGUCAUUCGGCCCAGGCCAAGGUCUGUCGUGCACAGCACCCGCACGCCACCAGUAGCCGGGUAUCCGUCUACGUACGCAUCCUCCAUCCUCUCCGCAGAAUAUGU